Molecule: messenger RNA, 2981 nt
Organism: Egretta garzetta (little egret)
Lineage: Eukaryota; Metazoa; Chordata; Aves; Pelecaniformes; Ardeidae
Gene: TMEM39A
Product: transmembrane protein 39A
Exons: 10
Coding region: 1460-2914 (484 amino acids)
Biological process (GO): negative regulation of autophagosome maturation; negative regulation of autophagosome assembly
Cellular component (GO): endoplasmic reticulum membrane
Source: RefSeq, a predicted model, not a curated record
AUUUGCAAAUCGAUGCAUUUGCAUCGCUGGUCCUCGUCAAAAGUUGGGAGAGUUUGGCUGCCUCUCAAAACGUUAUUGUGUUUAGCACCGCUUCACAGCGAAAUGAGGUGGGGCUUGGGAGGAGCUCUUAGAAUCCCAGAAUUUACGUUAACCUGCUUCCGAAACCUAAUCGCUCAGGAAAGAGAAAGGUGUUCCCCUUCCUAAAUCGUAUGUGGCAUCACAAAAGAGCUUUUUUGCGUUGAACCCUAACGGAGUGCAGAGGAAACCCCUCUGAGCGUGCAUGCCUGCGUGCAGGUGGCUGUGUUUGUGUUACCAGCGAGUUCUCUUAGUAUUUGGAAAAAGCCUCAAAAUCAAAGUAUUUUUGCCUGCAGUACAAAUUAGAUCACUGUAUGGAUUAACCAAAGUUUGUGUUGCUAUAACGUAACUUUUGUUGCUUCUCCAUGCAAAACUUCCCAGCGUAACUGCCGCUACCCGCAGAAAAUAAACAAUUAUUUUAAAUUAUUUGGUCAAAACGUCAAAGGCAUUUCACCGACAAUGGCAAGAAAAGCAGAAGGGGACAAGUAGGGUUGACCAGGGUGCUGCCCUGCUGAGUCCACCUGGCUCUGGGGUAAGCCUGCAGACGUGCCCGUCAGAAGCUGGAAAGUUCCACCCAGACCUCAUGAAGCUGCAACCCAUGAGGGAAUCUGCUGCCAAGCGCUAAAAAAGCCCUUCAAGAAAAAAGGCAAAAUUCAUCUUCUUUUGUGGGAAGGAAUGACUUCUGUUAAAAGAACCAGAGAGGAGAAAAAUUCUGCUUAAAAGUGUAAGGAAUUAAAUGAAGAAAAAUGUUGCAAAUGUUUUUGCAAGAAAAAAAUGACCUCCGCUGAAACCGUCAGAAAUUAGAUCUGAAGGGAGAAUGAAGGAUAUCCUUAAAUUCCUUCAGUUUGUAAAUAGUGAAGGAUGUUGAUAAUCCAAAAACUGAAAGAUGUAAGAGUAGUUGUCCAGUAAAAACUGUACAAGUGACCCCUUUUCUAACGGUAUCAGCCACACCUACUCAUAGUUUUAGUCGGGUUUUAUAAUGUUACGUAAUUGAUUGUAAUCAAAUCUGUCAAAACGGCAUCGGCCUCAAAGACAGUAAGGUUCCAAUAGUGCUGUGAGGAUCACAGCUGUAGGUGCAGAAGACACCCCGCUGAGAGUGACCGAGAGCUUUAGUCAUCGUUUGACCCAGCGAGCGUGUAUUGGCAUUAUCUGGCUUGUCAGCCCACAGGCUUACCACAGAUUUAAUCAGCGCGUGCCUGAAGUCCCAAUGCACGCAGCAAAUGAUGUUCUCGCUCAUCCUACAGGCCAACAGAGACAGCUGAUCCGUAACAGUCGAACGCUUUGGCAGAUUUCCUAGUACGGGACCUGGGAAGGCUUGGGGAUCGUUGUCUGGGUCUCGGGGCACAGCCUGCUGGAGGCACUGGAGGUGGCUUGGUUCCUGGUCAUGCCCGGUGGAAGGAGGGGACCCAGCCGGCAGCAGCUAAGCCGUUCAGCUUUGCCUUCUCUCCAGACGCUGGUUGGCGGGAGCUGCGGAAACGGUACCGGUUUGAGAAACAGGAAUGGUAGUGCCAUCAGCCUCUCUGCGCCUCCGAUCACAGCACUGAUUACUCCAGAGCCUGUACGUCACUGCCGGAUCCCUGACCUGCCGUUGGAUGGGAGUCUUCUCUUUGAAUUCCUGUUCUUCAUCUACCUACUGGUAGCCCUCUUCAUUCAGUACAUCAACAUCUACAAGACUGUCUGGUGGUACCCAUACAAUCACCCUGCUUCCUGCACCUCACUGAAUUUUCACCUCAUUGACUACCACCUGGCGGCGUUUAUCACAGUGAUGCUGGCGCGGAGGCUGGUGUGGGCCCUCAUCUCUGAGGCCUCUCAGGUGGGUGCGACAUCAGUGAUUCACUACCUGGUGCGCCUGGUGCUGCUCACCCUUUGUGGAUGGGUGCUCUGCUGGACUUUGGUCAACCUCUUCCGCAGCCAUUCUGUUCUCAACCUUCUCUUCCUGGGCUACCCGUUUGGUGUCUAUGUUCCUCUGUGCUGCUUCCACCAGGACAGCAGAGCACAGCCCCUACCUGCGGACUGUGGUUACUUGGUACAGGACCAGAUGGUGGAUGAUGGGGCUUCAGCUGUCAGCAGCCUGGUCAAACCCAAAGAUUUCUUCUCACUUCUGUGGGAAUCCCUGAGAGAACAGUUCAAUAAUCCUACGUCUAUCCCCACCCACAGCUGCCCCCUCUCCCCAGAUCUCAUCCGCAAUGAGGUGGAGUGCCUAAAAGCAGAUUUCAACCGCAGGAUCAAGGAAGUUCUCUUCAACUCCCUCUUCAGUGCCUACUAUGUGGCGUUCCUGCCACUGUGUUUUGUGAAGAGCACCCAGUACUAUGACAUGCGCUGGUCCUGUGAGCACCUCAUCAUGGUGUGGAUCAAUGCCUUUGUCAUGCUCACCACUCAGCUGCUGCCUCCCAAGUACUGUGACCUGCUCCACAGAUCAGCCGCCCACCUCGGCAAGUGGCAGAAACUAGAACAUGGCUCCUACAGCAAUGCUCCACAGCAUAUCUGGUCAGAAAACACAAUAUGGCCACAAGGAGUUCUGGUGCGACGUAGCCGAUGCCUGUAUAAAGCAGUUGGGCCUUACAACGUAGCAGUGCCUUCAGACGUGUCCCACGCCCGCUUUUAUUUCCUUUUUCACCGUCCAUUACGGCUGCUCAACCUGUUGAUUCUCAUCGAAGGCAGUGUGGUCUGCUACCAGCUCUACUCACUGCUGCGCUCAGAGAAGUGGAACCAUACCCUCUCCAUGGCCCUCAUCCUUUUCUGCAAUUAUUAUGUCUUAUUUAAGCUCCUCCGGGACCGGAUAGUAUUAGGCAGGGCAUACUCCUACCCACUUAACAACUAUGGACUCAAGGCACACUAGGCUGGCCAAACGUGUACCCCUUCUCUUUCCAGGCAGGGAGGGAACCUCAGAAAAAAAAAAAAUAUUU